Messenger RNA from Synchiropus splendidus (mandarinfish), 1293 nucleotides. Its product is annotated as gamma-glutamylaminecyclotransferase B-like. The coding region runs from base 216 to 686 and encodes 156 amino acids. Gene Ontology annotation, molecular function: gamma-glutamylaminecyclotransferase activity. The record is from RefSeq and is a predicted model, not a curated record. The transcript is spliced from 2 exons. Lineage: Eukaryota; Metazoa; Chordata; Actinopteri; Syngnathiformes; Callionymidae.
GAGGCGCACCGUAAUGACAGCAAGACUUGUGACUCGCUUGCUGAAGAUAAGUGAACUCACGGGUUUGGACAAGUGCGAUCGAAGCCCACAAGUUCAGUCGAAGCCUCGCCUGAGUUCGGACGCUGGCGUCACACGCUUCGCUCGCUCGGACAUUCGCGAUUCUCAACUAUCUCUCUCUCCGUACCGUUGGUUCAACUCACCCGGUUCGGUCAGCCAUGCCCUGUGUUUUUGUCUAUGGCACCCUGAAAAGAGGGCAGCCGAACCACUACCGCAUGUUGGAGAGCAGCAAUGGCGCCGCAGAGUUCUUGGCCACAGCUCAGACGGUCCAGACCUACCCUCUGGUGAUCGCGACGGCCUACAACGUACCCUUCCUGCUCAACAUUCCCGGCGUGGGACAAAGAGUCCACGGUGAGAUAUACAGAGUGGACGAGCAGAUGCUGAAAUUCCUGGAUGACUUUGAAAGCAUUCCCAGCAUGUACCAACGGACCUCCAUCCAGCUGGAGGUGAGAGAGUGGGCCAGGAGCAAGGAAGGGGAAGACUCUCCUGCAACAGGCAGCAUCACUGAGGCAUUUGUGUACAGCACCACCACAUACCAACCCGAGUGGAAAACACUGCCUACCUAUGAUAGCUAUGAUUCAUUUGGCGCUCAUGGACUGCAGUACACAUAUCGAGAAGCCCGGGACUGACAUCACUUGAGUACUGUACUUAGUUUUAACCAGUCCCUGGAAUGUUUGGCGUCCUCGGGGAAAAUACCUUUUCAAAUGGUGAUCAAGAUAGUCCACAUUCCUUUUUGACUUGAAUUGUCAUGUAGUCUCGAGCACAGCAUCACAGUAGUUGGGGGAGUAAGUGAAUAAAAUGCCUCUGAGAAUGUUUUUAUUCCUGGGAAUUUUGUGGUUAGAAAACAGGACUCACCAUCUGCUGUACGUUUUGUCAAAACUCUUACAGCUCAAAUCCUGUUGCACUGGUGAAUUGACACAUCCAACUCCUCUGCUGUGAGCUUGUGUUCAUCUUUGCACAUUUCCUGGGCAUUAGAAAUUCAAUGAUUGUGAAGUGGGAAAAUAAGAACUUGUAUUUCCUGCUACAGCCUGAGCUAUCGCUCCUUUAGAGUGUGAAGAAAUGUGUUCUUUUGAGUAGCAUCUUCUCCAUUUCAAAAUGAAUUUGUGUGUGUCUGUAGGGAAGGAAACCCAACCCCUUCAAUGACCUUUUUAAAUGUGUCAAUGACAAGUUUUUUUUUUACUUCACUUCUCUUAGAAAAUGGAAACAAAUAAAGAUAAACCCGUUGACAUUUAAUUG